Echinops telfairi (small Madagascar hedgehog) is the source of this 414-nucleotide messenger RNA. RefSeq names its product ribosomal protein L11 (gene RPL11). NCBI's taxonomy places the organism in Eukaryota, Metazoa, Chordata, Mammalia, Afrosoricida, Tenrecidae. The record is from RefSeq and is a predicted model, not a curated record. Gene Ontology annotation, cellular component: cytosolic large ribosomal subunit; ribosome. Gene Ontology annotation, biological process: translation. The annotation marks the transcript as partial. The transcript has 4 exons. Gene Ontology annotation, molecular function: RNA binding; structural constituent of ribosome.
CUGCCUGCUCUCUUCCUGGUCUCCAUCAUGGCGCAGGAUCAAGGCGAAAAGGAGAACCCGAUGCGGGAGCUGCGCAUCCGCAAGCUCUGCCUCAACAUCUGCGUGGGGGAGAGCGGCGACAGGCUGACCCGGGCGGCCAAGGUGCUGGAGCAGCUCACCGGCCAGACCCCCGUCUUCUCCAAAGCCAGAUACACCGUCAGAUCCUUUGGCAUUAGGAGAAAUGAAAAAAUUGCCGUCCAUUGCACAGUCCGUGGGGCCAAGGCAGAGGAAAUCUUGGAGAAAGGUCUGAAGGUGCGGGAGUACGAGUUACGGAAAAAUAACUUCUCCGAUACUGGAAACUUUGGGUUUGGGAUCCAGGAACACAUCGACCUGGGGAUCAAAUAUGACCCCAGCAUCGGUAUCUACGGCCUGGAC